Fragaria vesca subsp. vesca is the source of this 1630-nucleotide messenger RNA. Its product is annotated as UPF0586 protein C9orf41 homolog. The record is from RefSeq and is a predicted model, not a curated record. NCBI's taxonomy places the organism in Eukaryota, Viridiplantae, Streptophyta, Magnoliopsida, Rosales, Rosaceae. Gene Ontology annotation, molecular function: S-adenosylmethionine-dependent methyltransferase activity. The transcript has 18 exons. The coding region runs from base 1 to 1482 and encodes 493 amino acids.
AUGAACGAGAGCCUAAUUCUCCGACGAGACCAAGAAGACGACGACGACGACGAAGAACGACGUCGUCCAAGGCACGAAGAAGCCCUAGAAAUCAAAUCUCUCCGGCGCAUCAUCAGCGCCUACCUCAACUAUCCGGAGGCUGCAGAAGAGGAUGUGAGAAGAUAUGAAAGAUCUUUUAAAAUGCUUCCACCUCCCCAUAAGGCUCUACUGUCUCACUACCAUUCUAAGUUCGAAAAACUAAGACGGUGUAUUUCUGCCAAUUCAUAUUUCAUUUUCGAUAUGCUUCAGGCAUUUCAACCCCCACUUGAUUUGAGCCAGGAUGUAGAUGAUUAUGAUGGCCUACCUGAAAACAUCUCAACUAAUCAUGAUGUUUCUAGAGUUUCAAAAUCUUCUCAAUUAACCUCCACGAAUACUCAUGUCUCCAAAUCUGUUCAAGCGGCUGAAGCCUAUGUGGUGGAAAGGAGCAACACAGUAUGCAAUUGCAAUUUACCUAUAGGGGAGGAUAAGCAUGAAGGUCAUGGUGGGUCCAUCAAUGGGAGUCACACUUCAAGCUUGGAAUAUACCAAAGACAUACAUAUUUGUCACGGAAAUAAUGCCAUCGAUUCCAAUGGAAAUGUAUCGUCGUCAACUCGUACAUGGUUGGAUCCAUCUAUACAAUUACAUGUUCCAUUAGUUGAUGUUGAUAAGGUUCGAUGUAUUAUACGGAACAUAGUUAGAGACUGGGCAGCUGAGGGUCAAAAAGAACGUGAUCAAUGCUACACGCCUAUACUUGAAGAACUUGAUUCAUUAUUUGUUAAUCGCUCUAAGGAAAGCCCUCCUGCCUGUUUAGUUCCGGGCGCUGGACUUGGGCGGCUUGCUUUGGAGAUCUCAUCUAGAGGUUUCAUUUGCCAGGGAAAUGAAUUUUCAUACUACAUGAUGAUAUGCUCAAGUUUUAUUCUCAAUGAUUGUCAAACUGCUGGGGAGUGGACAAUAUAUCCGUGGAUCCACAGCAAUUGUAAUUCACUUUCAGAUGAUGACCAACUUCGUCCCAUUCCAAUACCGGAUAUUCAUCCCGCUAGUGCAGGGAUUACUGAAGGCUUUUCUAUGUGUGGGGGGGACUUUGUUGAGGUUUAUAAUGAUCCAAGCCAAGUAGGUGCUUGGGAUGCUGUUGUCACCUGUUUCUUUAUUGAUACGGCGCACAACAUUGUUGAAUACAUUGAAAUCAUAUCAAGAAUCUUGAAAGAAGGAGGCGUUUGGAUAAAUUUGGGUCCCCUAUUGUAUCACUUUGCAGAUGUAUAUGGACAAGGAGAUGAUAUGUCUAUUGAACUGAGUUUGGAGGAUGUUAAGAGGGUGGCUUUGCACUAUGGAUUUCAUAUAGAGAAGGAAACGACCAUUGAGACAACCUACACUACAAAUCCCAAGUCAAUGAUGCAGAACCGAUACUAUGCUGCUUUUUGGACAAUGAGAAAGAAAUCAACGACAAUGGCACACAUCACUCCUUAACUGAUUGGCCUUUUUUUAUCUUUUAUUUUUUUUAUAACAUCAAACAAGUUAAGGUGUUAACUGAUUUUUUUUUUAGACAAUGACCUUUGCGUCUUUGUGCAAAACAAAGAAAUAACGAAAUGAGGAAUGGCCUCGACACUUCGUGAAC